UGCUUCGGGAAAUUCUACCGUACGUAUGCAUUUCGAAGAAAUAAACUCGUUCCUUUGGGUUGUUUUUUAGCCCUACACACCAUAUAUCAGAUAUAUAAACCAGAAGUGAGAGUUGGUAAAGUGAAAAAAAGAUGACAUUCAAUUCAAAGUGCAAGUUGCUUGUGCUGGCAGUCCUACUGCUAAUAACGAUUCGCCCAAGCUUACAGACUCGACUAAGAAAUGAAAACAAGGUUAAAACUGCCACUUUCCUAUCACCAAAUUUUGUGCUCGAACCUGGAUUAGUUGCUAACAAAUUUUACUACAACAUCGAUUUCCCUAAAGGCCAUAUUGCUAUCAAAAGUUUUGAUGCUGAAGUAGUUGAUGAGUCAAGGAAUCCUGUCCCCCUUUAUGAAACAUAUCUCCAUCAUUGGCUUGUGGUAAGAUAUUAUCAACACAAAGGUUUGGAGGUGUCAAAGUACCAUGACGAUCUGGGGUUUGAACAGUCAGAUUAUAUAUUAGUGAGGAACUCAGGGAUAUGUGGAAGGGAUCUUUUUCAAUAUUUUGGCCUUGGGUCUGAAACUCGUAAAACAGUGAAAUAUGUUCCAGACCCUUAUGGGAUAGAGGUUGGUAAUCCUUUAGAAGUACCUCCUGGAUAUGAAGAAAGAUGGUUGCUUAAUGUACAUGCAAUUGAGACACGAGGUUCCGAAGAUCAGAUGGGAUGCACAGAAUGCAGGUGUGAUCUUUAUAAUGUUACAAAGGAUGAGUAUGACCGAGAUAUAGAACCAAAUUACAUUGGAGGCUUGAGAUGUUGUCAUGAUGAAACAAGAUGCAGAACAAGAGAAGGGUUUCAGGGUCCAAAGAGAAGUUUGUACCUGAAGUACACAAUCAAAUAUGUUGAUUGGCAUGCCUUCAUUAAGCCUGUUAAAAUAUAUAUUCUUGAUGUCACUGAUACAUGGAAAAGGCGGAAAUCAACAGGACUUAAGCCGUCAAGACAUCAUUGUCAGAUUGAAUAUAAAGUUGAGUCAUGUUCUGCUGCUGUUGCUAAUAAUGGAUGCAUCCAUACAAAAAAGAUAAGUGUAACUUUGCCUAAUGGUGGAAAUGUUAUCUACGGAGUUGCUCACCAGCAUGCAGGUGGGAUUGGUUCAACCCUCCUUGGAGAGGAUGGACGGGUUAUAUGCUCAUCUCUUCCAAUCUAUGGAGAAGGAAAUGAAGCUGGUUAUAUUGUUGGUAUGUCCACUUGUUAUCCCAGGCCUGGCUCUGUCAAGAUAUCCGAGGGAGAGACUCUGACUUUAUUAUCAAACUAUAGCAGUGAUCAAAGGCAUACAGGAGUUAUGGGCCUGUUCUAUAUAUUGGUUUCUGGGCAAUCUAGCUCUAUCCUGCAUUCCAGAGACAAUAUGGGUGAUAUUGUCAUACUACAUAAUGCUGUUUUGGCAUUAGCAGGGUUUGGAAUUGCAGCACUUGUUGCUGCAACUGUAAGUUAUCAACAUCAGAGCGAAAGAGAAGAAGGGUGUGAAUCGAUCCUAAUGUGAGGUUCUUUCAGCCUAACCUCUGGUGACCGGUAUAAUGUACCAUGUGAUCAACUGUUUCGACUCAAGUUGGUUCUUGGUACAUAUGCUAACUUUUAGGCAGUUAAAUUGUAGAUGUUUUAGUCUAUGGGGUGCUUGCUUAGUUUUCUAACUACAUGUUGCAUAUAGUGUGUACUUGAGAAUAGAGAUGUAACGCGUACACAAUCGUAUCUGCCGGGUGAAACAAGCCUCUUAAUGAAUAAUGAGAGUGACCACAAAGAUUGUUUAAGGACUAUAUUAAGAAGGAGAUUAUUGUCAUUUAUCCGCAGCUUAGGUGUGACACCUGGAUUGUGGAUAACAUAAUAUUAUAAUAUAGAAACUAAAAAAAAGUGCACUAGGGGCGAGGUGAAAA
Molecule: messenger RNA, 1896 nt
Organism: Solanum tuberosum (potato)
Lineage: Eukaryota; Viridiplantae; Streptophyta; Magnoliopsida; Solanales; Solanaceae
Exons: 5
Coding region: 132-1508 (458 amino acids)
Source: RefSeq, a predicted model, not a curated record